Molecule: messenger RNA, 2508 nt
Organism: Prunus dulcis (almond)
Lineage: Eukaryota; Viridiplantae; Streptophyta; Magnoliopsida; Rosales; Rosaceae
Product: pentatricopeptide repeat-containing protein At5g27460
Exons: 3
Coding region: 41-1567 (508 amino acids)
Cellular component (GO): mitochondrion
Molecular function (GO): protein binding
Source: RefSeq, a predicted model, not a curated record
CCAACCAAGAGGAUCGGUGAGCUCUGCAGUUUGGACUUCCAUGGCGACUAGCUGUGGGCUCUUCACCGGUCUGAGACGGUGCGCCCCACACUUCGCGAACUCAGUCAGGUGGAGGAGGCAGCUGUCGUCGCUCUGCUCUUCGUCUUCGCCAGUUGAAAGGCGCAAGGACGACCAGCUCAAGAGCAAGAUUUUUGGGCAAAAAAAUCCGGGUCGGAGCGCAACCACUGUGAUUCAGAAAUGGGUCGACCGAGGCAACAAGGUCUCUGUUCUCGAACUCCGUCGCAUUUCCAUUCAACUCUUGAAAUCUAAGCGCUUCGACCACGCUCUCCAGAUACUAGCAUGGAUGGAGGCUCAAAGCGAUUUUCGACUGUCGCCGGGUGAUCAUGCCAUGAGGUUGGAAUUAAUCAUAAAAGUGAAGGGUAUGUUGAAAGCUGAAGAGUAUUUUGAGAAUUUAGCUGCCACUGCUUCAAAAAAAGCUGCUUGUCUUCCUCUUCUUCAUGGCUAUGUUGUGGAAAAGGACACAGAGAAAGCAGAGGCUCUGAUGCUGAAGCUUGGUGGGUUGGGGCUGAUUGUGAGCCCUCAUCCCUAUAAUGAGAUGAUGAAGUUGUAUAUGGGCACAUGUCAAUUUAGGAUAGUGCCCCUUGUUGUAGUUCAAAUGAAGAAAAACAAGAUACCAUUAACUGUUUUGUCCUACAACCUCUGGAUGAAUGCAUGUGCCAAGCUAUCCGGGGUUGCUUCAGUAGAGAUGGUUUACAAAGAAAUGGUGAAUGAUGAGAAUGUUCAGGUUGGAUGGAGCACUUUGUCUACUUUAGCCAAUGUCUAUAUGAAAGCAGGCCUUGUUGACAAAGCCAGUUUGGCCCUAAGAAGGGCUGAAGAGAAGCUGUCUGACUGUAACCGCCUUGGUUAUUUUUUUCUCAUUACGCAAUAUACUUCUUUAAAGAUGAAAGAGGACGUCCUGCGUUUAUGGGAAGCUAGUAAGGCGGUACCUGGGAGGAUUCCAUGUACUAAUUACAUGCAUAUACUGUUGUGUUUGGUGAAGCUAGGUGAUAUUGUGGAAGCAGAGAGGAUUUUUAUGGAGUGGGAGUCCACCUGCUUUAGGUACGAUGUUCGAAUCUCCAAUGUCCUUCUAGGUGCAUACAUGCGGAAUGGAAUGGUAGAGAAAGCUGAGUCGUUGCAUCUGCACACAUUGCAGAGAGGCGGUCACCCGAAUUAUAAGACAUGGGAGAUCCUUAUGGAAGGAUGGCUGAAAAGCCAAUACAUUGAUAAAGCCAUUGAAGCGAUGCAAAGAGGGUUCAGUAUGUUGCAAGAUUGUCAUUGGAGGCCAUCGGAUGAUACUAUAAUGGCCUUUGCUGGUUAUUUCGAAAGGCAUGGGAAUAUUGAGGACGCAAAUUGGUAUGUCAGAGUUAUCCAUGAUUUGGGUUGUGCAAGUUUGCCAUUAUACAAAUCAGUGCUUAGACUGCACCUUUCUGCUCAGAGAUCAGCCUCUGACAUCCUUAAGAUGAUGGAGAAGGACAUGAUUGAGAUGGAUGAUGAGACUUCUGCCCUUGUUCAAGCCUUCGAGGUGUGACUUUAUAAUCUGUGCUGUACAGUAAGUUCUAGUCGCUUCCUGUGAAGGCUCAUGGGGAACAAUUUAUGCUUCUCUGACUGUUUGUUCGUGAAUCAAAGACAAUGGUGAAAUGGUUCAUAAAAAUAUGGAGAGUAUAACAUUUGAACAUCGAAAGCAUAAUAGCUCAAGUGCCACAUGUAGAGGUCCCUUGAUUCAGGGAAGUUGCUUCUUUGUUAGUUAAGGUGGAGAAAAAGAUAGAUCAGAUGGUCUCUCUAGUUUCCUUAUUUGAACAGAAACAAAGAGAUGGAGCCCUUGUUGUAGAUUGUUAGGGAAGAUGGCUUCUUGGAUCCUUUUCCUUCAGUCAAACAAUUAAAAUAUUUGGUCAUGAUUCUUAAGGAACCAGUCAGAGAUGGUGGCAAAGACUUCAACUCGAUGCUGCAGUCAAAAUCUUGUGAAAGCCUCGGUUGUGCUCCAGCAAUAUAUCUUGAGGUGGCAGGCAUUCUUUAAGAAUGGGAAACUCAAGAACUCUUCCAAACCAAGCGUUGAGCAGUGGCAUGGUCUCGGUAUCAAUCAGGUUUACCUCUGCAAUCUCCUCGACUAUUCUAGCCCACAAUCCAAUCCACCCAGCGGCUAUGUCCACAAAGCCUAUGCUUUCACCUCCGAAAAACUGCUUUCCCCCAAGUCCACUUUCCAGGAUCUUAAGAUUCUCUCUUGCUUCUUUUGCACCCUUCUCUUUCUCCUCCCCUUUCUUGGUGAAUGCACUCAUAAUUGAUGGCACACACUGAAAUGAAGAACAAUAAAUGGGAUAUAGUUUCUAAAUUGGUUAUCCAAAUUUUUUAUAUAUAUUGUAAAAAUUGCUCAAUAGUUCACUCCAUCUAUCGACCAGAAAUUUUUGCAGUAUUUGCUGUUAUGUGAGAAAUGCACUGGUAAUGCAUGAAUAGAACAUAGUUACUUCUUGUUGA